Molecule: messenger RNA, 1294 nt
Organism: Drosophila persimilis
Lineage: Eukaryota; Metazoa; Arthropoda; Insecta; Diptera; Drosophilidae
Product: BTB/POZ domain-containing adapter for CUL3-mediated RhoA degradation protein 3
Exons: 3
Coding region: 1-1146 (381 amino acids)
Biological process (GO): protein homooligomerization
Molecular function (GO): protein binding
Source: RefSeq, a predicted model, not a curated record
AUGACUUUUUUCAUCGUGGCUAAUACAUUCGUCAAAAUUGAUCCCUUAGCGCUUGAGGAUUGUGCGAGCGUAAGCAACGCAAAAGAUAGCGUUUGCCAAAGCUCCAAACAAAAGGGCGUUGGUGUCAUAGGUGCACCAAAAGAAAUAGCUUGCUGUAUUGAAGACCUGGGUUCCGCUCUACAAGACAAAGUGAUUUUGGCACCUGCAGAAAGUAGCCACCAACUUGUGCUUCAUGCCAAGCAGUCUGAAGCCAUGUCCGGUGAUCAGAAAGUGCUGUUAAAAGGGCAUUCGUCUCAGUAUGUCAAGCUAAAUGUUGGUGGUCGCUUAUAUUAUACUACAAUCGGAACACUGACGAAGCAUAAUGAUACAAUGCUAAGCGCUAUGUUUAGUGGUCGCAUGGAGGUGCUAACUGAUUCAGAAGGUUGGAUACUAAUAGAUCGCUGUGGAAACCAUUUUGGAAUCAUACUGAACUUCUUGCGCGAUGGCAGUGUCCCAUUACCCGAAACUAACAAAGAAAUAGCUGAGCUACUUGCAGAAUCAAAAUACUACUGCAUUACCGAGCUUGCAUUGUCAUGUGAACGGGCACUAUAUGCACACAUUGAGCCAAAACCUAUUUGCCGCAUUCCAUUGAUAACUUCGCAAAAAGAGGAACAACUUCUAAUCAGCGCGUCUUCGAAACCGGCUGUUAUUUUAGUGGUGCAGCGACAAAACAACAAGUAUUCAUACACAAGCACAUCCGAUGACAAUUUAUUAAAAAAUAUUGAACUUUUCGACAAGCUUUCUCUGCGUUUCAACGAACGCAUUUUAUUCAUCAAAGAUGUUAUAGGACCAAGUGAAAUAUGCUGCUGGUCCUUUUAUGGGCACGGAAAAAAGGUUGCUGAAGUGUGUUGUACUUCUAUAGUUUAUGCAACUGAUCGAAAACAUACUAAAGUGGAAUUUCCUGAGGCACGUAUUUACGAAGAAACACUUCAAGUGUUGCUAUACGAGAAUCGAAACGCCCCUGACCAAGAUCUAAUGCAGGCCACAUCUUCUGUACGUGUGGGGGGUGUUAGCGGAACAAGCAUGCAUCAGUAUACAAGCGACGAAGAGGAAGAGCGAACUGGACUAGCGCGGUUGCGAUCAAACAAACGGAACAACCCCACAUGACACGCAUAGGUUUUUUAUAAACUUAGUUUUGAUGGCGUUGCCUAUCUACAAGUUCAACUCGUUGCUGACUUCUAGCGUCAGUAAAUGUAUAAAACGCGAUCGGAUGUAUAGUUCAUUAAUAUAAUUUUUUAAAUAAAAAUUAACCCUA